AUGUCACCCGAAAGAUUUGAACAUCUUUUAUCGAUGAUUGGACCAAAAAUACGGAAAAAAUUUUGCCCAAGUAGAGAACCGAUAACACCUGCUGAGCGAUUAAUAGUAACACUUCGUUAUUUGGCCACAAGCGAAUCCCUACAAACGCAGUCAUUUUACUUUCGUAUUGGCAGAACGACGGUAUGUAAUAUCAUAAGUGAAACUACUCGAGCUAUAUGGGAUAGUUUGAUGCCGAUAUACUUAAAGUCGCCAGACACUAUCGAAGAAUGGAGAACCAUUGCUUUUGAAUUUGAAAAAGAAUGGAACUAUACUAACUGUGUAGGGGCAAUAUGCAAUGCCAAGUACUGUUUCACGAUGGUCGAUAUAGGAAGUUAUGGCAGAGAUAACAAUGCGUCUAUAUUCAAUGAAAGUGAAAUAUACAACGCUUUUCAAAAUAAUUUAUUAAAUCUUCCUAAACAUAAAACAACAUCAUCGAAAUCGAAACUUGAGAUGACAUUUUCGGUUUGA
This is a messenger RNA of Hydractinia symbiolongicarpus, 507 nucleotides long. RefSeq lists its product as uncharacterized. The record is from RefSeq and is a predicted model, not a curated record. Bases 1 to 507 code for a protein of 168 amino acids. The transcript has a single exon. Lineage: Eukaryota; Metazoa; Cnidaria; Hydrozoa; Anthoathecata; Hydractiniidae.